AUGGAAGGAGAAGCCGCUCAUCGACAAAUGUCCAGAGCCGAUACAUUCGAGCUUACUCCGAGCAAAAAGCAAAGACGAAAGCUACUUACUUCCAAAGAAGUCGACAGUCAUAGCAGUCAUGAAACCCAGGAGCGGCGCCGGAAGCAAAUCAGAGUCGCCCAAAGGGCAUAUCGUGCCAGGCAGAAUGACAAGUUGAAUGAGGCACAAGAGAGAAUUCACAAACUCGAGAUGACGAUUGAGAGCAUGGCCCACGCUGUCGCAUCCCUCCAUGACAAACUUGUCGAGUCAGAUAGACUGUCAAAUGACACUAGUAUCAUGACGCAGCUGCAGGAAACAGUCAAAAUUUGUCUUCAUUCGAUCGAUGACUCGGACAUCGCGAAUGGUCUUCACAUCACCGAGAAGACCCUUGACCCUAUUUCGCAUACAGGAAACCUAGAAACAAAUACGUCAUGUAGCCCAUUGGUGCUGCAACCCCGAGAAUCUGGCCAAGUUUGGCUUAUCCCAGUCUCCAGCUUUAUUGAACAACUCCAUGUCACUUGUAUCUACCAAGGCUUUCUCGCUCUCAGCGACAGCUCCCUUAGCCUUGCAGAUCUCAUGACACCCUUCCGAUUCCUUCUCGCAACCGUUGAUCGAAAACGUUUGAUCUCGUUUUUCGAAGCGGCUCUGCAUGCGCGACUUAGCCAACAACGCUUGGAAGGUUGGGACGACAUUCCAUUCUUCAGUCUCGGCGGCGCAGGAACAAAAAGUACGGUUUCAGCGACGUGUGAUGGGAUGACGACCUAUGUUGGUCGAUUUCAUGAGCCCGCCAGAGUGAUAAAAGAUCCCCUCUCCGACCUUUCCACGAGAGUAAAGGAGGAUUUAGAUGGCGAUUGGCUUGAUAUGCAGGACUUGGAGCGACUACUUCGUCUGAAAGUGCAACACUUCAUUGCGCUUCCACUCCAAUCAAGCUCGAGGCCAUCAGAAAAUAACAUGGGUGUUGCGGGUCUGAUCAAACGACUUGUUGACAAAGCUGUUUGUCUCGGAAGAAGCCCCGGUUUCCGGCGGUACGACGUCGAAAAGGCGCUCCUGUCGAAUUGGCACUGA
Penicillium brevicompactum is the source of this 1083-nucleotide messenger RNA. RefSeq names its product bZIP transcription factor. The coding region runs from base 1 to 1083 and encodes 360 amino acids. The transcript is spliced from 3 exons. Gene Ontology annotation, molecular function: DNA-binding transcription factor activity. Lineage: Eukaryota; Fungi; Ascomycota; Eurotiomycetes; Eurotiales; Aspergillaceae. The record is from RefSeq and is a predicted model, not a curated record. Gene Ontology annotation, biological process: regulation of DNA-templated transcription.